AUGAAAGUCACAACCGUUGUGAGGUAUGCGAUUUUAGCAGCGGAGGUUUGGGGGAAGGAGGAGGUUAAGAGAGUAUGUGGGAAUGAGCGGUUGGGUGAAUUAAAUGACUCACUCUCAUAUUACCCAAAUGCAUGGAACAAAAAGAGUCCAAAGAACGGCUUCGUAUGCCUCAAAGUCGACAACAGCACACCCUCAUUCUCCGCAACGUGGAACUGGCCCGCGGACAUCCAAGACGUACACUCCUUUCCCUACGUGCGCUUCAACAACCCGAGCCUCCCCGUUCGUCUGAGCGAUUUAGAAUCUAUCCGCUUAUCAACAGAUUGGAUCUACACACCAGGCAGUCCGUCAAAAAUACCAGAUGUUUUCAGUAACGAGGUCUGGGCGAAGAACAAACCGGAGUUAGAAGGGGACGGCGUGCAGGCGAAUGCGGCGUGGGAUUUCUUCCUGGAUGAUGAUAGGAAUAGAACGCUGUAUCCGCAGGUUGCGGCGGUGGAGUUUAUGGUUUGGUUGGGAAGGGUGGGGGAUCCGUGGUGGCUUGGACGGCAGAACGAUAGUAUCUUGUCGACUGUUACGCUUGGGAAGACGCAGUUCUCGCUCUUCUACGGACGGAACUCAGGAGGAACACACGUAUUCACUGCUGUUACAAAGGACAACAGCGACGUAUUAUCCUUCGACGAGGAUUUCUACCCUUUAUUUCAGUAUAUUCUCAAACAAGCGCGUAAACAAAUCGACGCAGAUGAUUUACCGAAAGAUCCAUGGCUAGGCAUCAUUGAGUUUGGAACAGAGACGUGGAUGUCAAAAGGAAACGCGACAUUCACAGCUGCGAAUUUUGGGAUGAGUUUGAAGGGCAACUUUACGAGUGAGAGGAACUCUACAAAGGGAGAUGAUGGUAAAGAUAAGGGUGAUAAGUCUGGUGAUGAGAAGCCUAGUGAUAAAGGAAGUGGGGAUAAAGGCAGUGGGGAUAACUCGACUGAUUCAAAGGGUGAUGAGGAGGAUGAUGCGGUGAGGUUGAUGAGUCAAUCGGUGUUGGGUCUCUCUGAAGAUUGGCUACAGGAUUCGCAUCCUUCGGUUGGUGGGCUGACUACAAGGAUCCGUCGUCAACCUAACCUCACCUCAGUGAAUCCACCUUAUUUCCUCAUCUCACGAUCUUCACUCCAAUCAUACAACCCAAUCACCAUGACACACACCUCACCCCCCGAAAGCCGUCUCCGACGCGCCAUCCACGCCCUUCCCUUCCUCCUAAUCACAGCCCUCAUGUCCCGCGCCUUCGCAAUGGCAAAGCCAAUCGGUCCUAUGAUCGAAGAAACUGUCAAAACCUCUAUUUUCACCGCGCAAAACGUUACCGUACCUGUAAUUAAGAGUUUCUAUGGCGUACCUAUUCUAGAUGAUGUUUUCGCCGUGGUUACUGUUGCCUUUGCGCAUCUGCUGUUCUUUACAGAUGAGGAGGCGUAUUGGCAGCUUUUGGUGUUCUUGACCGAUUUUGCGGGGAUGUAUGCUGUUGUGAUGAUCGAGGCGUAUAGACCGGGGAAUACAUUUCCCGUGAUCAAGUAG
This is a messenger RNA of Fusarium subglutinans, 1551 nucleotides long. RefSeq lists its product as uncharacterized. Gene Ontology annotation, biological process: polysaccharide catabolic process. Gene Ontology annotation, molecular function: cellulase activity. The transcript has 4 exons. The coding region runs from base 1 to 1551 and encodes 516 amino acids. Lineage: Eukaryota; Fungi; Ascomycota; Sordariomycetes; Hypocreales; Nectriaceae. The record is from RefSeq and is a predicted model, not a curated record.